This is a messenger RNA of Eutrema salsugineum, 1491 nucleotides long. RefSeq names its product putative sucrose transport protein SUC6. Gene Ontology annotation, cellular component: plasma membrane; vacuole. Lineage: Eukaryota; Viridiplantae; Streptophyta; Magnoliopsida; Brassicales; Brassicaceae. Gene Ontology annotation, molecular function: sucrose:proton symporter activity. The coding region runs from base 1 to 1491 and encodes 496 amino acids. The transcript has 3 exons. Gene Ontology annotation, biological process: sucrose transport. The record is from RefSeq and is a predicted model, not a curated record.
AUGGGAGCCCUCCAAGUAGAAGCACCUUCAAAAGAUGCGACGGUUCUAGAUACGCAGUCGUCGUCGUCGUCCGCGGCGGUUACUGGUGAGCCAUCGCCGCUGAGAAAAAUGAUAUCGGUGGCUUCAAUCGCCGCCGGUGUACAGUUUGGUUGGGCUUUACAGUUAUCUCUUCUAACUCCAUACGUGCAGCUCCUCGGAAUCCCACACAAAUGGUCAUCUCUCAUAUGGCUAUGUGGUCCCAUCUCCGGCAUGCUUGUUCAGCCAACCGUAGGUUAUUACAGCGACCGAUGCACAUCAAGAUUCGGUCGUCGUCGUCCUUUUAUUGCCACCGGUGCUGUCCUCGUCGCUGUCGCUGGUAUCCUUAUCGGAUACGCGGCUGAUCUCGGCCAGUUAACGGGAGACAAGCUCGAGCAGACUAUCAAGAAACGUGCCAUAUGGUUCUUCGCUCUCGGGUUCUGGAUCCUCGACGUAGCUAACAACACACUCCAAGGACCUUGCCGAGCUUUCCUCGCAGACUUAGCCGCAGGAGACGCAAGGAAAACGCGGACUGCAAACGCGUUUUUCUCUUUCUUCAUGGCGGUUGGAAACGUUUUGGGAUACGCGGCUGGAUCCUACACUAACCUCCACAAGAUCUUUCCUUUCACGAUGACAAACGCUUGCGACAUCUAUUGUGCGAACCUCAAGAGUUGUUUCUUCAUCUCCAUCAUCCUUCUCCUCGGCCUCACCAUAGCAUCACUCUUAUACGUUAAAGACAAACAAUGGUCGCCGGAGAAAGGAGACUCCGACGUGAAAACUCCCUUCUUUGGUGAGAUCUUUGGAGCUUUCAGGGUGAUGAAACGUCCCAUGUGGAUGCUUAUAAUCGUCACGGCCUUGAACUGGAUCGCUUGGUUCCCAUUUCUUUUGUUCGAUACUGAUUGGAUGGGUCGUGAAGUGUACGGUGGUGAUUCAUCAGGAGACGCUAAAUUGAAGAGUCUUUACAACCAAGGAGUACACAAUGGUGCUUUGGGAUUGAUGAUAAACGCGAUCGUUCUUGGAUUCAUGUCUCUUGGCGUUGAAUGGAUCGGUCGUAAAAUGGGAGGAGCUAAACGGCUCUGGGGAGUUGUGAAUUUCAUCCUCGCCGUGUGUUUGGCCAUGACGGUUUUGGUUACAAAGCUGGCUGAGGCUCACCGGAAAACUGCCGGUCCGUAUGCUGGUCCGACCGAAGGCAUUAGAGCUGGAGCGUUGACUCUCUUUGGUAUUCUUGGAAUUCCUCUUGCUGUUACGUUCAGUAUCCCUUUCGCAUUAGCUUCCAUAAUCUCAAGCGACUCCGGCGCCGGUCAAGGGCUUUCUCUAGGAGUAUUGAAUUUGGCAAUUGUGAUACCACAAAUGUUCGUGUCACUUGGAGGUGGACCAUUUGAUGCUUUGUUUGGAGGUGGGAACCUACCAGGAUUUGUGGUCGGAGCUAUUGCAGCGGCAGUCAGUGGCGUUGUCGCAUUAACCGUUCUUCCUUAG